Molecule: messenger RNA, 1006 nt
Organism: Aspergillus brunneoviolaceus CBS 621.78
Lineage: Eukaryota; Fungi; Ascomycota; Eurotiomycetes; Eurotiales; Aspergillaceae
Exons: 3
Coding region: 151-933 (260 amino acids)
Biological process (GO): protein acetylation
Molecular function (GO): N-acetyltransferase activity
Source: RefSeq, a predicted model, not a curated record
GCGCGGAAAAGCUACGGUUCGUCGGCCAAAUUGUGGAUUUUUGGCUGCAUACAACCCAACCAUCAGUCAAUCUACACGGAGGGUCUCCGCCGCUUCGAACUGCAACAGAUACCUAGGAUAAAACAAUAGAUUGGACAACAAUUGGGAAAGAUGUUACUCAACGAAAAGACCGCCAUUUCAACCUCCAAGGUCCUGCUUGUACCGUACUCCAAGUGGCAUGUCCCCAGAUAUCAUGAAUGGAUGAAGGAUGAGGAAAUCCAAGAAGCCACUGCUUCUGAGCCCCUCUCCCUAGAGGAGGAGUACGCCAUGCAACAAAGCUGGCGCCAGGACCCGGACAAACUGACAUUCAUCGUCUGCCAACCUACAACAACAACAAGCUCCUCCUCUGACUCCGCUGGAGAAGGUGAGGUCACAAAACUCGACGACCACACCGCCGACGAACCCCACCACAUGGUGGGGGACAUCAACCUCUUCCUCCGCGUCGAUGACGGCGAAGAAGGGGAGUCGGACCCGCAACUCGUCGGGGAGAUCGAGCUCAUGAUCGCCGAGAAGCGCAACCAGCGGCGCGGGUUCGGCAAGGCCGCGCUCUACACCUUCCUCCGGUAUAUCAUGGACCACGAGGCCGAGAUCCUGGAGGAGUUUGUGGCGGGCGAUGCCGCCGCGUUGCAGGCUCUGACGGUGUCUGGGCUGCAGCAACCACCGCGGCCGUGGAGGUUCGCCUGCCUGAGUGUGAAGAUCGGGCAGGCGAAUGAGCGGAGUUUGGCGCUGUUCGAGGGCGCGGGGUUCCGGAAGGUCUCGCCGGAGCCGAACUAUUUUGGGGAGUUUGAGUUGCGGCGGUUGCGGGAGAGUUUGGAACGCGGGCUGGUGGAUGAGAGUCUUGAAGGGGCUGGGGUUGCGGGGUAUACUGAGUUGGAGUAUACGAGGGUUCAGUAAGGGUUACUACUACCGGUCAUCUAUCAUUGGGUUUGGGCUGGUGCUUCCCUGCGGGUUUGCAGUCAUACCCCAG